AUGGGAAAUUGUAUGGAAACUUGUAAGGAAGAAAAUAAAGAGAUUGAAAUGAGGGGAAAAGAAGGAGAAGUUGUGAAAGAUGUCGUGAGUAAUGAAAAUGGGUUAAGAGUAAAGAUGGUUUUGACUAAAGAAGAGUUACAAUGGUUAAUGAUGCAACUGAGUAACAGAGAAAAUGGGGUUAAGAGGAUUGAAGAUGUGUUUGGUGAGAUUGAGAAGGGUAGAAAGAAAGUAGUUUCAUCUGGUCAUUCUUGGAAACCUUCUCUUGAUAGUAUUACUGAAAUCCCUGAAGUUCAUGAGAUGAAUAGAUGA
Messenger RNA from Chenopodium quinoa (quinoa), 309 nucleotides. RefSeq lists its product as uncharacterized. Lineage: Eukaryota; Viridiplantae; Streptophyta; Magnoliopsida; Caryophyllales; Amaranthaceae. The transcript has a single exon. Bases 1 to 309 code for a protein of 102 amino acids. The record is from RefSeq and is a predicted model, not a curated record.